CGACAACUACCACUCCGGUUACGACAACUAUCACUCCGGUUACGACAACUACCACUCCGAUAACGACAAGCACGACUCAAGUAACGACAACCACAACUCCAGUAACGACAACUACCACCUCAGUAACGACAACUACCACUCCGGUUACGACAACUACCACUCCGGUAACGACAACUACCACUCCGGUUACGACAACUUCCACUCCGGUUACGACAACUACCAAUCCGGAAAUGACAACUACAACUCCGGUUACGACAACUACCACUACGAUUACGACAACUACCACUCCGGUAGCGACAACUACCACUCCGACACUCCAGUAUUGACUACUACCACUCCAGUAUUGACUACUACCACUCCAGAUGCGACAGCUACCACUCCAAUAGCGACAACUACCACUCCAGUAUUGACUACUACCACUCCAGAGGCGACUACUAUCACUCCAGAUGCGACAACUACCACUCCAGUAGCGACAACAACUACUCAAAUAGCGACAAUUACCACUCCAAUAGCGACAACUACGACUCCAGUAUUGACUACUACCACUCCAGAUGCGACAACUACCACUCCAAUAGCGACAACUGCCACUCCAGUAUUGACUACUACCACUCCAGAAGCGACUACUACCACUCCAGAUGCGACAACUACCACUCCAGUAGCGACAACAACUACGCAAAUAGCGACAAUUAUCACUCCAAUAGCGACAACUACCACUCCAGUAUUGCCUACUACCACUCCAGAUGUGACAACUACCACUCCAAUAGAGACAACAACCACUCCGGUAUUGACUACUACCACUCCAGUAUUGACUACUACCACUGCAGAUGCGACAACAACCACUCCAGUAGCGACAACUAACACUCAAAUAUCGACAACUACCACUCCAGUAACGACAACAAUUACUCCAGUAUUGACUACUACCACUCCAGAUGUGACAACUACCACUCCAAUAGAGACAACAACCACUCCAGUAUUGACUACUAUCACUGCAGAUGCGACAACUACCACUCCAGUAGCGACAACAACUACUCAAAUAGUGACAAUUACCACUCCAAAAGCGACAACUACGUCUCCAGUAUUGACUACUACCACUCCAGAUGCGACAACUACCACUCCAGUAGCGACAACAACUACUCAAAUAGCGACAAUUACCACUCCAAUAGCGACAACUACGUCUCCAGUAUUGACUACUACCACUCCAGAUGUGACAACUACCACUCCAAUAGAGACAACAACCACUCCAGUAUUGACUACUACCACUCCAGUAUCGACAACUACCACUCCAGAUGCAACAACAACCACUCCAAUAGCGACAACUACCACUCCAGUACUGACUACUACCACUCCAGAUGCGACAGCUACCACUCCAGUAGAGACAACUACC
Mizuhopecten yessoensis (Yesso scallop) is the source of this 1384-nucleotide messenger RNA. RefSeq names its product mucin-2-like. The record is from RefSeq and is a predicted model, not a curated record. The transcript has 2 exons. The annotation marks the transcript as partial. Lineage: Eukaryota; Metazoa; Mollusca; Bivalvia; Pectinida; Pectinidae.